Diachasma alloeum is the source of this 1727-nucleotide messenger RNA. It is a transcript of the gene BORCS5, whose product is annotated as BLOC-1-related complex subunit 5. Gene Ontology annotation, cellular component: cytoplasmic side of lysosomal membrane; synaptic vesicle membrane; BORC complex. The transcript has a single exon. Bases 590 to 1369 code for a protein of 259 amino acids. NCBI's taxonomy places the organism in Eukaryota, Metazoa, Arthropoda, Insecta, Hymenoptera, Braconidae. The record is from RefSeq and is a predicted model, not a curated record. Gene Ontology annotation, biological process: positive regulation of anterograde synaptic vesicle transport; organelle transport along microtubule; lysosome localization.
CACAAUUCGGAGCAGAACCUCCAAAAUGCUGCAAAACAAGUUUGUCAGCUGUCAAAAACUUUGGAAAUGUUCUUAAUAAUUGAUUCGCUCAAAGUGCAGUCGCUAAUUGACAGAAAUAAUACUCCAACAGUUGAGAAAAGCAUUAAUGACACUAGUGAAUCAAUAAUCAGACUGACGUGAAGAAUAUUCAGUGUGUGCUCUGUGUUAUCGAUCACUCUGCUGAUGUUUAAAUAAAUAAAAUUAUCGCUUAGGCGAAUAAAACACAGCAAUUACUUUAACCUCAACGUAAAAAUCCCAGUCGCACCAUGCAAGGAUUAUUCGCACGACGAAAAUGGAGUUGAGAGUAUCAAAAAUUAGUUGAUGAAGCAUAAAAUUUGGAAAAAAAUCGUUCAGUGAAGGAGUUAAAAAUUAUGAGCGCCAUUCUGAUCGAAUCUAAAAUUAAUGAAGUUCAAAAUCCUUCGACAAAUAAUGAAUGAUCAAGGACACAAUAUUAUUAUAAUUAAAUAUCACAAUUAAAUACAUUAAAACUCCUCAUAAUCCCUGAGAAAGCCAAGACUAAUUAAACUCGAGUUGAAUUAACUGAAGAAAAAUGGGUUCAGAGCAGAGUUCGCAAGGCUCCACGAGUCAGGCCCAGUCCCGAGGGCCACUUCGUCGAGGAAAAAGCGUUCCCAACCGAGAGCGCCUUCCAGACGACACUCCCCCUAGAUCCACAAGUCCAGGUCCCAGCAUCUGUUCAGACUCAGACCUGCCCUACAUAUCGUACACCGUGAAUCAGCCCAUCGGGGACUCCCCAAAGAUGUCCAACAAGCAUUUGUCGAGAGGCAAGAGUUUCGGCUCCGACGUGACUCGACGGAAAUCCAGUCUAGGAUCGAGGAAGAUAACGUCCUCAAAGGCUCACAACAUCGUGGUGGUGAAGCCAGCAAUGUCUGACCCAGCAGCCGACCGAGAUCCCGACCUAGUCAAGCUCCAGAGCAUCCCCAUGUUCCUCCCGAUCAUGAGGGGAACCCUGAACCUUCCCCCGGGCGUGAGGGACCCUGAGAUCCUCGAGAGGCUGGACCCCCUGGGGCUGUUCAAUCUCUGCGCGAGGUACCAGCAUCAUCUGAAUGCAAAUGCUCAGAUGAUCGCUGGGGAGCAGCAGGCCUUGUGUGCCAAUAUCGAUGCUGAGGUGAACAGGAUCAUGGCGCAGGCGGUGGAGAGGCAGAAGAAGUUCGCUAAAUUCGCUGAGCACAUGAACAAGGUUCACGAACUCAGCAGACACCUGACCAAGUGCCACAUGCAGUUGAAUCAGACUUUAGAGAGUCUCGAGACUCUGAAUAAUCUGCUGCCUAUCAAGGAUCGACUGGAGCCUUUUGUCUGGACCACUGGAUAAUUUGGAUUUUUUUAAGGAUUCUUGGGGUGGGGGAAGUCUCAGAAUGAUACCGUUCUAUUUUAUUGUGGUUGUGGGGUGAUUCAUGUAGCUAAUUUGAUUGUAAAUAAAUUAGAAGAAUUAUUUGUUUGAAUUUUGUCAUUUGAUUUUUUUAUGAUUGCCUGAGCUUCAACAUUUCAACUGAAUUUUAGUAAUAAUUCAAUAAUUUAAUGAUAAGACGAGAGUCAGAGGGCAAUUUCGAUUUUUUUGGGGAUCCUUCAGCUUCUCGAAAGUCUCGUCAUGGUACUGUGGUGUUAUACGGACUUUGUAGUGUGAAUUUUUGUAGUUUAACUGAAUGUGAAUAAAUGAAAUGUAUUUUGGA